Pochonia chlamydosporia 170 is the source of this 2631-nucleotide messenger RNA. RefSeq lists its product as hypothetical. The record is from RefSeq and is a predicted model, not a curated record. The transcript has 4 exons. Lineage: Eukaryota; Fungi; Ascomycota; Sordariomycetes; Hypocreales; Clavicipitaceae. The coding region runs from base 1 to 2631 and encodes 876 amino acids.
AUGGAUGGAAUCAGUGCGGCCGCCAGCAUCAUCACCAUUUGGGAUCUCACAACCAAAAUCGCCCACUUUGCAAAGUCGAUCCAGGAUGCACCUGGGGCAUGGCGAAAGUAUGCCGACGGCCUCCACGCAGUUGCUUGUAUUCAGUCUGUACUGCAACAGAAUUUGGAUACUUAUCCCCAUCUCACCGCUCUAACGAUCGAUGAUGACGGGAAAAAACGACCAAUUGUUGAAUACAUUAACGACAGGUUAUCGGUUGUGAGAGACGAUGCGUCUGCUCUUUUGAAGCGGUACGAUCCAACAGCGCACAAGAGGGCGGGAACAAAAGGGCGAAUUUUCAAAUGGAUCGUUCGCAAGGAUAAGGCUAUUUCGUUUGUGCUACAUCAGACCCAAAUCGAACACUUGAUUGAAGCGGUUGAUCAUGCGCAAUCGUAUCUUCAUUUUGUUUUGCCGUUGAUCUUGAUGCACACCUCAGAGUCUUGGCGAGAACAAUCAGGAAAUCUCCUCCAAUCCAUCUGGAAAGAAGUGCGCAAGUCGGGUACUAGACUCGAUGAGUUGAAAGAUGACGGCAAUAGGAUGCGAGAUGUCGUACUCGAGGUUGUUGCGAAGCAAGAAGAAUCGCCGGAUGACGCCAGUGUCAGAAACGUCAUGACCCGAGAACAGACUCUGAUUGUCAAAUCCUCCAAGUCUCGCCAUUUCGCCAAACAAGCAAAACGUCGAGUUCGUUCGGCCACAAAGUCGGUCAAGGAGUCCUUGAGCCGAGCCUCACCUUCCAACGGAUCCUCUCUCCAUACCCAACCUCAUACGAACCCAGCGAAUGGGCUUAGUGAGGAUGAAGACGCAGAUCAACAUGACUCUGACGAUGAGUUUGACUGCGCAGAUAUGCAAACCCUCCAGGAUGCCUCGGGCGAAUCGUUGAUGGAGGCUCGAGCAGGUGACGACGACACGACGGAAUAUGGGUUCGUUUUUGACAAAGAGACGGGCAAAACAUUCCAGAUUCCUCUCAAGUCUGCGGGUUACGAGCUUGCCCUCAGCCCUACUACAAACAGCGGCGGAAUUUAUGACCAUAUUUCACACGCCGCAGCCACGGUUCGAGCCGACGAGUUCCUAGAGUCUCUGCCAGAUGACCAGUGGGAGGUCGUUAAAAACGGACCCAUAGAAGGAGCCAUAGAGAUGGCGACGUCGAAUUGUUGCACGGCAAAUAUAACGGACGCCGAAAUGAUGACAACUCACUCUUGGGUGUCAUUAGAACUUCGUCCCAAGUCGGACAUCUUCAUUGCCGCUACUGUCUCAUUGGAAGCCUGCAGAAAUCAAGAGUCUGAGAAGUUCCUGUUUUGUAUCGAACGAAUUACGGCAACGACUGAAGGCCAGGUUUUCUCUAUUGUUGUGCCCUGUUCCGUUCGAGGGCGCCUCAACUGCAAGCAUAUUACCAUUGAGGUCGAGGAUGGACCAGCCUUCUCUCAAGAAUUGCCGUUUCGGGUAGAGUUGGACUCUAUUGAGCAUGUCUCAAGCUCUAGUGACGAUGAACUUGAUGAUGUAUUGAGUUCACGAAACGGCAUGCUCGCAUUGUUUGCCAGAUGUCGUUUCGGAUGUCUCCAUACGGUGGUUGAGCACGAAGAUCAUGAGCAAUCGGGAUGUGCACAUCGGCAUAGAUUCAAUGGCGUGCCUCGUAACACAUCUGUUCCGUCUGAUGAUUCCGGCAACGAUACCGAAGUCGCUGAAACAACAGUUCCUGAUGACCAAACCGCUGGGGUUAGCCUUCCCUUCCAACCUGGUCCUGGCGACGACCAAGACGCGCUCGAGUUGCUACGGAAUGUCAUAUUCGACAGUGAGCUGCCAAAUCCCACCGCAAUCGACUUGAACAUGCUCUUUAAAUUCACAUCCCUCGCGGUCAAGUAUGCAGAUGCAGUUGGGCAGAAGCCUUCUCGACAGGCAAGACACUGGGUGCAGUCUCUACGACCAUCUACUUCAUUUGACGGAAAUGCGCUUACCUGGCUUUGGAUCAUGUGGAAGCUUCAGCUGGGAGCAGAGUUCAAGACGCUCUCUUCGAUCAUUCAGCGGGAAGCAAAAGAGCCCAUUUCAGAACUCCUGGAUCUGCGUGGAAACCCCAUACAUGAGGCGAAGUUCUCGGACCGACUUCUGAAUUUACUCGGUGCACCACGGUCCGUCGCUUUGUCGCGAGUUAGAGACACGAUAUUGUCCGAGAUGGAGUUACAGCGGCAAUACCAUCAGAGGGGUAGACAGGGGGGUGAAAGCAUGCUUGGGAAGUCAAUUGUUUUAGAGCCCUCGCUCAUCUUUGGCUAUCUGCAAUUGGAAUAUGAGACGUGGCUCUCGCCACAGAAUGAAGCCAGACACGGGCAAGAUUUCCCAGGCGCAAGCUUUGUCGACGUACGCGAUGCGGUUCUCAAAAUGAACGACCUGAGAGUGUGGAAGAUCAGUACCCUGUCAUCAGCAGACAAGAUGGAUCCCCGUCUCGCCAUGCUUUCGAUGCUUAUUCCUGUUAUAGGCGCAGAAUUGCAUGUCGAGGGUCUUCAUUUGUAUAUCGACACCGAUAUCAAGGAUAGACUGGUAGCGUUGGUUACGGAGUUGGACAAUCAGGACUGGGGGGUCGAUUUGGCUUCGAUCACGCCAUAG